UUGAAGUUGAACGGAUACGCUGUUUGUAGUACUAUUUCAUACAGAUGCAAAAAUGCGCGUGCUGAUAUCUGGUGCCUGCUCAUCAGUUGCCUAUCAAUUACUGCCACUGUUGGCAGCCGGAGACGUGUUUCAACACCAGGCGUGUCCACCACUGCCGACUUCUGCGCGGCCUGCACAGUUGCUGACAUCAUUCUCGUCUUACCAGAUGUUGAACGCUUUGAUAACCCUGGCAACCGUCAGUUAGAUACCUUCUGGAGUAGAUUGUCACAUGUUGACUUUCAAGCACUGGACGGGGCGUUGCAUCCUGACACUAACAGACAGACUAUGAGAUCCGUUAAUGCACGUGGUCCACUGUCGGCUGCACGUGCAAUCGCUGAUAGCAUGAGACGCGUGCACGUGGAGGCGCUUCAGAACGACAUUCAAAUGACCUUAGACCCACGGGAGAAGUCUGAGUUUUGCUAUGUACCUGUACCGUUCGUGUCGAGCACUUACCCAGACAUAUGUGAAAACCACUUGUCCGUUACCCGCACAGCAGAAUUCUUUCAGAAGACCGGUGCCUUGGUACUGAUUGCGAGCGUAAAUAAGGAAUUAAUUGACUGUGUUUUAGAAAAGGCAACUAGGCUUAAAGAAGUUGGCAUGACGUCAUCACUGCAUUCCAGACUGUGACACAUUUACUUUCUUGUCUCCAGUGUGUUUUGUGGUGCUUGUUCGUAAUAACAUGAUUUUGGUGCUUACCUGCUUUACAAAUUGAUUAAUCAGUUAACUAAUGUAUGUAUUGCUUCUCUGGUAAAAACAAUUAAUAAACUAUAUAAUUAAAAUUGUUUCACCACGUCAACCAGACCUCCAGUCUCAUUCAAAACGAUCAGAACGAUCACUGACCUGAAAUGGAUGAUAAUGGCAUCAGGGUGGACAAUGGAAACGUUUAUCAAGUGAAAGACAAACCAGAAUAUGCAGGACAAACAAGUUUGGCCAUUUGCGGUUACGAAACUACUUCUUUUGAUUGGCAAUUAAGCCCAUUAAAGUCUCUAAAUUUGCAAUAAACAUCUUAUUCAUUAGACUUUAAAAAAAUACUAUUGGUAUUUCACACUUUAAUAAAGAUAAUCAGUGACAUAAAUAUUUCUAAUCUGUUUGCAACAUAUCUUUCUUUAUUUUUUCAUUUUGUUCCAUUUUUUCAAAUAUAAUUGAAUGUGUAAAAUAAAAAAAGAUCAUGAACAAUCAUCAUUGAAUAACAAACAAAAGUAUGGGGUGGCAUUUUCCCGAUUUGACGAUUUUCUAAACGCAAAAAUACCCGAUAGUUGGAUGGUACUUUAUCUUUAAACAGUAAGAAAAACACAUGUGAUUAAAAUUCGUUCUAACCCCUUGUUAAUGCUCUAAAUCACUGUCUGAGCCAGUAAAUCAGAGAGAGUGUCUGAAUAUAAAAACGAUUUACAAAACACCCGAAGUGUAACGGUGAACGCCAGUAUGUAAUGUAACACAUUAAAAAAAGUAGGCAACUAUUGUAUAUUGAAGUUUUUUCUCAAAUCUAUUGAAUAAAGAAUAAAUAAUACCAAACAUGAG
This is a messenger RNA of Dreissena polymorpha, 1557 nucleotides long. RefSeq lists its product as uncharacterized. The record is from RefSeq and is a predicted model, not a curated record. The coding region runs from base 325 to 666 and encodes 113 amino acids. NCBI's taxonomy places the organism in Eukaryota, Metazoa, Mollusca, Bivalvia, Myida, Dreissenidae. The transcript is spliced from 5 exons.